Aspergillus wentii DTO 134E9 is the source of this 462-nucleotide messenger RNA. Its product is annotated as mitochondrial fission 1 protein. Gene Ontology annotation, molecular function: protein binding. The transcript has 4 exons. Gene Ontology annotation, biological process: autophagy of mitochondrion; mitochondrial fission; peroxisome fission. Bases 1 to 462 code for a protein of 153 amino acids. Gene Ontology annotation, cellular component: peroxisomal membrane; mitochondrial outer membrane. The record is from RefSeq and is a predicted model, not a curated record. NCBI's taxonomy places the organism in Eukaryota, Fungi, Ascomycota, Eurotiomycetes, Eurotiales, Aspergillaceae.
AUGGGAUCUAACUUGCCGUACGCUGCUGAUGCAGAGAGCCCGUUGAAGCCCGCGGAGCUCCAGGUCUUGCGGUCACAGUACGAAAAAGAGGGAGACUAUGUUGGAAUUCAGACAAAAUUCAACUACGCAUGGGGCCUCAUUAAAUCCAACGCUCGUUCAGACCAGCAGGAAGGUGUCCGCCUUCUCUCAGAAAUCUUCCGUGCUUCUCCCGAACGACGACGCGAAUGCUUGUACUAUCUGGCACUUGGAAACUAUAAGCUAGGAAACUACGGCGAAGCCCGGCGAUACAACGACCUCCUCCUCGAAAAGGAGCCUGCCAACUUGCAAGCAGCCAGCCUGGGAACACUGAUUGAUGACAAGGUCUCCAAGGAGGGUCUGCUGGGUAUUGCGAUUGUGGGUGGUUUGGCUCUUGCCGCCGGUGUUGUGGGAGGCAUCGUCUUCAAGGGAGCCAAGAGACGAUAG